Molecule: messenger RNA, 1420 nt
Organism: Gadus morhua (Atlantic cod)
Lineage: Eukaryota; Metazoa; Chordata; Actinopteri; Gadiformes; Gadidae
Gene: fam163ba
Product: family with sequence similarity 163 member B, genome duplicate a
Exons: 4
Coding region: 884-1420 (178 amino acids)
Source: RefSeq, a predicted model, not a curated record
CACUCACACGCACGUACGCACGCACGCGCGCCCUCGCAGCGUAUGACAAACGACGACCAACGCCACAGAGCGGACCAAAGCAAAGCGGAGAGAAACGUGAAGCCUCGCGUCGCCUAUUUGUUCAUAAUUGUUUGGUUAUGAUUUCCUUCUUUGAUUUUAUUUUGACAGCAUCCGGUUGCCUUCGCAUCCCGGGGAAAACACGCGAGGUCUGACUUCGUCGUCGCGUGGCGUUAAAUCGGGGCUCGUGAGAUGGAGCUGUCGAGAUCUUUUCCCGCCUCGCUAGCUGUGAUCCGCGCACUGGUGUCUGCGUAGGACGGCUUCUUCUUCUUGUAUUGUGGAUUCGUCGACCGUCGCCAGCCAGCAGGCGCUCAUUUGCUGCGAUUCAACAAACUCUCGACACGGAUCUAAAACAAGUCCACGUUCCGGGGAAACGCGUCCUCCGACCCCGCUUGAGAUCUGGCUAGCUGCAGGUCGAUCUCCCCGUGGCUUCGGACUAUCUCUGCUGUCUCUGCGUGGACAGGAAUUACGAGAGAAAUCGUAAUUUUUUUGUUUUUCGUUUAAUGUGAACGCGGCGAAUCUCAGGAUAAAAGUAGCAGCUGUUUUAGCAGCAUGCACGUAUCGCGAGGCUCCUGCUCUGGUUGACAUUGACUCUUGAACCAGCCCGGUGUUUAUUGUGAACACAAAGCGGCUCGUCGGUUUGGUGGGUGGUGGGGUCGUGAGGUUAUGCUGAUGCCGACGUGCUUCACACCGCGUCGCAGUGAGUGAACGGAGGCUCCGGGAUCCACGGGUCUGGCACAACGUAUUGGAGCCGACCCUUCUUCUCCUCGAUGUGAUCAGGUGAACUCCUAUUAUCUCUAAAGGGUGUUGAUGGAGAGGCAUUCGAAUGACAGCCGGGACUGUGGUGAUCACUGGUGGUAUCCUAGCGACCGUUAUCUUAUUGUGUAUCAUCGCAGUCCUCUGCUACUGCAGGCUGCAGUACUACUGCUGUAAGAAGGAGGAGUCGGAAUCCGAGGAGGAGGAGCCCGACUUCGCGGUCACGUCCCGCCUCCCGCCGGUCCACUCCAACCACAACAUCGUGGCGGCCGCGGCGGCCGCCUCCUCCGCCGUGCCCAAUGGCCCCGCCCUCUUCACCACGCCGCCGCUGGCCCGCAAACUGACGCGCUCGCAGACCAUCUGCCCGUCCUGCACGCACUAUGAGCUGCCCUUCUAUCUGCAGCCCGCCCCCCCGCACACCUACCACCAGCCGCACCCCGACGGACUGAGGAACGGGGGGGAACGCCUCAGCUUCCGGGGCGGGCCGCAGGAGCUGGACCUGCCGGUGCCCGUCAGCCUGUCCAGCUACCGCAAGAACCACCUGACGCGGGCUGUCACCAUGAGGGACAUGUUCACGCGCAGCUGCAGCAUCAGCACCGACGUGUAG